Messenger RNA from Tremella mesenterica DSM 1558, 378 nucleotides. RefSeq lists its product as uncharacterized. The record is from RefSeq and is a predicted model, not a curated record. Gene Ontology annotation, cellular component: ribosome; mitochondrial small ribosomal subunit. Gene Ontology annotation, biological process: translation. The coding region runs from base 1 to 378 and encodes 125 amino acids. The transcript is spliced from 2 exons. Lineage: Eukaryota; Fungi; Basidiomycota; Tremellomycetes; Tremellales; Tremellaceae. Gene Ontology annotation, molecular function: structural constituent of ribosome.
AUGAGUGUCCCCGUGGUCAAAUCAGCUGUUCAAGCUCAACUCAGUCCCCAAGUGCUCCGACUGGGACGCAAAGGUGUCUCUUGGCGUUUCCUAAGAGAUUUUCGAAAACGAUUAGCCGUCCAAGAGACCGAAGUGGAAAGAAGAGCUUUACUCGCCGUCGCCCGAAAUACCUCCUUACCUCCAGCCACGAGACAUCGAGCGCAGCUGGGAUUGAACGCUUAUAAUGGAGGAGAGGGAUUCACGGGGAGGGUGAAGAAUAGGUGUACGGAGACGGGGCGGGGAAGGGGGGUCAUGUCGAAGUUUGGUCUUUGUCGGUUCCAAUUCAGAACGAAAGCUCUGGCGGGCGAGAUUCCAGGGAUGCAUAAAGCUAGUUGGUAA